GGGGGGGGGGGGGGGUUCUCUUCGCUUCUCGAAUCAUUGAAAUACCAGGCCGAUCCUCUGCACUUUCCAGUCGAAAUUCCGGCCCUCAUCCUCAUCUCCACAGCUGACUUUCGACGUUGUGGUGUCAAGUCUUUCUUCUUUCUUCUUUUGCCUCUUCUUCGUCGUCUUCCGAGAGCUGUGCUCUUGAGUUCCCCUUCGUCUGAUCGACUGGUCUCGACUCUCCUUGAACACCGUGCUUCAUCUUUUUCUGUAACGACUUCGCUUUCUCAAGAUACCCGUACAUUUUCCACCUUUCCUCACACGUCAACGCGUCAGUUCAAUCCUUCCGCCAAGAUGAAGAACUUCGCAACCACUAUGCUGGCCCUGGCGGCCGGCGCCCACAUCGUCGCCGCCAUGCCGACCCGGGCCUCGAGCGCCGGUGUCCAACGCCGGAACCCAGACGUCCCUGUUGUGGACGCCCGGUCCAUCCUUAUCGACUACAAGAAGAGAGGAGUCCAUCUCAGCUCGCUGGCUGAAGAGGCCGGCGCCGGUGCCGACGUGGCCCAGCCUCCCGCGGCCGAAGCCUCUGCGCCUGCACCUCCAGCUCCUCCCGCCGGCGAAGCUCCCCCGCCACCUCCGGCACCUCCCGCCAACGGUACGGCACCUCCUCCGCCUCCGGCCCCGCCUGUUAAGCCUGGUAAGGAGGCCGUGGCGCCUCCGCCUCCCCCGGCCGGAGCUGCUCCCCCUCCUCCACCUGCCGCCAAUGGCACGGCACCUCCGCCACCUCCGGCGCCGCCUGCUGAGGAUGCCGCAGCGCCUCCCCCUCCGCCGCCACCUGCUGCCAACGGCACGGUGACUCCCCCGGCUCCGCCUGCCAAGGGUGGUAAGGGUGCCAAGGAUGCUGAGAAGGCCAAGGAAGCUAAGAAGGAGAAGGAGGCUAAGAAGGAGAAGGAGAAGGAAGCUAAGAAGGCGAAGGAAGCUAAGAAGGAGAAGGAAGCCGCGGCGCCGCCUCCGGCUGCUAAUGCUACUGCUCCCGCCCCUGCUGCAGGACCCGGUGCCGGCCGCGGUGCUGGCCGUAAAGGUGCCGGUCGUGUAGGCGCCGGAGCCGGUGCUCUUCCUGUUCCCCCUCCUGCCAAGAACGAGACCGCAGCUGCUGCGCCUCCCGCUCCUCCUGCGGCUGGAAACGGAACUGCUCCGGCUCCUGGUGCUGGUGCUGGUCGUGGUGGUGCCGGACGUGGCGGCGCUGCCGGCGAGGAACCUGCUGCCGGAGCUGGUGCCAAGGCUGAUGGAGGUCUUGGUGGUAUUCUUGGCGACCUCCUCGGUGGCGGUGCUGGCAAUGCUGCUGGUGGUGCGGGAGCCGGUGCUGGUGGUCUUGGUGAUAUCCUUGGUGGCCUCGUUCCCGGAGCCGGUGCCGGAGCUGGUGCUGGAGCCGGAGCUGGUGGCGCGGCUGGCGGCCUGGGAGGCAUUCUCGGUGGCCUCCUUGGUGGCGGUGCCGGCAAUGCUGCAGGUGGUGCAGGUGGCGCCGGCGGUCUUGGUAACCUCCUUGGUGGCCUUGUCCCCGCCGCCGGCGCUGGCGGCGAUGCUGCCGCUCCUGCUGCCGGCAAGGCUCAGAAGGGUGAGCAGAACGAGAAGAGGUCCUAUGCUUCGCAGCCUGUCCGUCGCAGCCGCGUGUGGCUUGCUUGA
Messenger RNA from Microdochium trichocladiopsis, 1662 nucleotides. RefSeq lists its product as uncharacterized. NCBI's taxonomy places the organism in Eukaryota, Fungi, Ascomycota, Sordariomycetes, Xylariales, Microdochiaceae. The record is from RefSeq and is a predicted model, not a curated record. The coding region runs from base 334 to 1662 and encodes 442 amino acids. The transcript is spliced from 2 exons.